Molecule: messenger RNA, 2637 nt
Organism: Fusarium coffeatum
Lineage: Eukaryota; Fungi; Ascomycota; Sordariomycetes; Hypocreales; Nectriaceae
Exons: 1
Coding region: 1-2637 (878 amino acids)
Biological process (GO): glycoprotein catabolic process; carbohydrate metabolic process
Molecular function (GO): beta-mannosidase activity
Source: RefSeq, a predicted model, not a curated record
AUGGUCCAAAGAAUUGACAUUGACCAGGGCUGGGAGUUCAAGCAGUCCAGCGACUUGAACGAUGGCACCGCCUCAUCCUACCUCCCCGUCGCACAAUUCCCUACGGUCGCGCAUAUUGACUUGCUACAUCACAAGCUCAUUCCUGAUCCAUACAUUGAUAUCAACGAGUUGGAAUGUCUUUGGGUCAACGACGCAGACUGGACCUACCACACCGAGAAAAUCUCUCCAGUUGCCCUCAAAGAUUCUGAGCGAGCAGCCCUCGUUUUUGAGGGUCUAGACACUGUUGUUGAUGUCUAUCUUAACGACAAACAUAUUCUAUCCGGCAACAAUAUGCACAUCACUCAGCGAGUGGACGUCACCGACCUUCUGCGUGGCAGAGAAGAGGCUUCUGUUCUUGAGUUGAGAUUCAGAGCUGCCCCAGCAUACGCGCGCUCUGAGAUGGAUAGAAUUGGAUACAAGAGACUGCCAACUGGUCGUGCUGUCAACUUUGGAGGACCAGAAAGGCUGUUUGUUCGAAAGGCUCAGUAUCACUGGGGUUGGGACUGGGGUCCGGCAAUCAACACGUCUGGACCGUGGAAACCGAUUUAUCUUGAGGUGUAUGAGUCGCGUAUUUCCCAGUUCUUGGUGAGCCAGAAUGUCGCAGAGGAUCUGUCUUCGGUGGAGGUGACUGUAAAGGGCAUGGUUGAGAACCCGAAUGGCGUUGGCCAGGUUUCUGUUCAACUUAGAGAUCCCUCAACGAACGAUGAACCCGUGGAAACCGACGUAAGGGUAUCGUCUGACGGGUCCUUCGAGUGCCAGGUCAAGGUGGACAACCCGAAGCUGUGGUAUCCGUUCAUGUACGGAGAGCAACAUCUGUACACCAUCAAGGCGACUAUCCCAGGACAUGACGUUAGCAAAAGAAUCGGAAUACGACGUCUUCGCCUUUUACAAGAGCCUUUCAAAGACCAACCAGGGACCUCGUUUAUCUUCGAAGUCAACAACAUUCGGCUUUUCUGCGGAGGGUCGUGCUGGAUCCCCGCUGACUUUAUGCUCCCGAGAGUUGGUCAAUGGACACGCAAAAAUUGGUUCCGUCUUAUGAAAGAAGGCAACCAAACCAUGGUUCGCGUCUGGGGCGGUGGGAUUGUCGAAGACGACAUGUUUUACGACAUCGCCGACCAAGAAGGGAUCUUGGUAUGGCAGGACUUCUUGUUUGCUUGUGGCAAUUAUCCUGCUUCACCAGACUUUGUCGCGAAUGUUAAGAAUGAAGUCGAACAGCAAGUUGAGCGCGUGGGGCAUCAUGCUUCGCUGGUACUUUGGUGUGGAAAUAACGAGGAUUAUAUGUGUGCUGAUCAGGACCGCUGUUGGGAUGUUGAUUACAGUAAUACGACUGGUCCGUGGGAUAAGACCACGUUCCCUGCUCGCGAGAUUUAUGAGAGGACUCUACCUGGUGUCAUUGCUGCUUCUGGGACGGAUGUUCCAUAUUGGAUCAGCUCACCGUACGGCGGUAAAGAGUCUAACGAUCCUACCGUGGGUGACACCCAUUGCUGGGAUGUCUGGCACGGAAAGCUAUCACCAUACCAGGAUUACAAGACAUACAAAUCGCGCUUCAUUUCCGAAUUCGGCUUUGAGUCAGCACCUAGUCUAAACACUCUUGAACGCACAAUUACCGAUCCGAAAGAACGACACUCCCAAUCCCGAACCUUCGACGCUCAUGACAAAGGUCCAGGUCAUGCAAGACGGUACCCCAUGUACAUGGGGGAGAACUAUCGUUUCAGGAUGAACCCUCUGAAGGACUUCGUCUAUUGUUCACAGUUCCUUCAAGCAGAAGCAUUGGCAUACGCUUAUAACCUCUGGCGAAGAGAGUUUCGAGGACCUGGGCAGGAGUAUUGUGCUGGUGCGUUAGUUUGGCAAAUGAAUGACAUCUGGCCGGGAAGUAGUUGGGCUCUUGUUGAUGUCUAUCAGAGGCCGAAACCUGCUUAUUACGUGACGAGGAGAGCUCUAGCAAAGACUGUUCUUGGAAUGGAGCGCGUUGUCACUGAGAAACCGCCGUAUAUCACGACAGGGUAUCUUGACGAGAAGAGCAAGUUGGAUGUGUGGGCUGUCAAUGGGGAGCUUGAGGAUCGCAAGGUGAUCUUGGAAUUGAAGGCUUUCGAUAUUGAGAGCGGGAAGCAGAUCGAGCUGGCGAACGAUUACCAGAAGGAUUGGGUGCUCAAAGCCAACCAGACGACAGAGCUUCUCGCAAACAUCGACAUCCCAAACCACAGAGAAACCGUCAUCGCAGGUUAUCUAACCGACCCAACUGGCAAAGACUUCCUCGAGGAACGACUGGCAAGAUGGAUAAGCUGGCCUGAACCACUAAAAUACAUGCGCCCAUGUCCCAACCUCAAAAUCACGACCAGGUCGUGGGGUCACGGCUCCAGAGUCAUCCUCAAUACAAAUGCACCAGUCAAAGGCGUUAUAGUCAGCGGCAAAUACGGGGGUGCUGGAGCGAAAACCUCGUCACGCCCUCCCUGGGACGUUACAUUUUAUGAUAACUUUAUCGACCUGGUACCUGGAGAAGAGGUUUACGUUAAAGUGAGGGGUGUGAUAUGGAAGGAGAAACCUAUCACUGUUAGGUUUCUGUAUGAUUGGGAGCUAGAACCUGGGUUUGAGUUGUAG